Messenger RNA from Myotis brandtii (Brandt's bat), 2202 nucleotides. It is a transcript of the gene DUOXA1, whose product is annotated as dual oxidase maturation factor 1. Lineage: Eukaryota; Metazoa; Chordata; Mammalia; Chiroptera; Vespertilionidae. Gene Ontology annotation, biological process: protein transport. Gene Ontology annotation, cellular component: endoplasmic reticulum membrane. The transcript is spliced from 9 exons. The coding region runs from base 550 to 1626 and encodes 358 amino acids. The record is from RefSeq and is a predicted model, not a curated record.
CGGCGCACUGGGGACCCGCCGAGGUGCCCCGUGGACACCCGGGAGCGCAAGGUGAGACGCCACGUGCUCGCAGGACCCAAGUGGAGGGAAAGUUCGCGUCCGUGGCUAGGGCUCAGCUGGUGUGGCCACGUGAGGAGCGAAAAGGGCAAGUCCGCUUGCACGGGUCUGCUGAGGCUGGGAGUGGAAGACGGAAAGGGUGCAGGGGGCCGGAGAGGCGCUCCCUAAAUCCUCUCCGCACCGUUGGUUCUGGGCUCUAAGACCUUGGUCCGAAGACCUGGCCAGGCGUCCCAGCAAGACACGCAUCCUCAGACCCUGUUGGAGACGGUGCUAUCCACCCUCGCCACCCCCGAGCAGUUCACCGUGAGAUCGCGGAGGUCUCACGCUGCCCGCGCCCCGGACAGCAUCGCUAGAACGUCCGGACCAGGUCCCCUGAUUCCACCCCGGAGAGCGUCGCGGGCGAGGUUCCAUAGGAGGAGGCCAGCGGCGCGAGCUGCCACGCACGCAUUGUUUGAAGACGCGAAGGUGGGGAACCCUGGUACCAUCCAGAACAUGGGGAGUGGAAUGGCAGUAACAGUGGAGUCUGCAUCUGCCUUCCCUGCACAACCCCACCAGAAUGGCUGCUUUUGGACACACAUUCCCCUUCUAUGCUGGCCCCAAGCCAACCUUCCCAAUGGACACCACCUUGGCCAUCAUCAUCACCAUCUUUCUUACUGCACUGGUCACUUUCAUCAUCAUCCUACCUGGCAUUCGGGGCAAAACGAGGCUGUUCUGGCUGUUUCGGGUGGUGACCAGCUUAUUCAUCGGGGCUGUGAUCCUGGUUCUGAGUGGUCUGUGGGCCAGGUCAGCACCAACACAUCAUACAAGGCCUUCAGUUCCCAGUGGAUCAGCGCUGAUGUUGGGCUCCAUGUUGGGCUGGGAGGAGUCAACAUCACACUCACAGGGACCCCAGUGCAGCAGCUGAAUGAGACUAUCCAUUACAACGAGGAGUUCACCUGGCGCCUAGGGGAGAACUAUGCUGAGGCGUAUGCAAGAGCGCUGGAGAAGGGGCUGCCAGACCCUGUGCUCUACCUGGCUGAGAAGUUCACCCCGACCAGCCCAUGUGGCCUGCAUGGCCAGUACCGCCUGGCAGGACACUACACCUCGGCCAUUCUGUGGGUGGCAUUCCUCUGCUGGCUGCUGGCCAACGUAAUGCUGUCCAUGCCUGUGCUGGUCUAUGGUUGCCACAUGCUGCUUGCCACGGGCAUCUUCCAGCUGUCGGGACUGAUCUUUUUCUCCAUGGCCACGCCACUCACCCCACCCUGUCCUCUGCGCAUGGGCACUGCUAUGCUACACUUUCACCGUGGACCUGCCUUCUGGAUCACGCUGAGCACAGGACUGCUUUGUGUGCUGCUGGGCCUGGCCAUGGUUGUGGCCCACAGGAUGAAGCCCCACAGACUGAAGGCUUUCUUCAAUCAGAGUGUAGGGGAGAACCCUGGGCUGGAGUGGAAUCCUGAAGAAGGGGGACUCCUGAGCCCCCGCUACCGGUCCACAGCUGAGAGUCCUGAGCCCCAGGACAUUCCUCUGUCAGAGGCAUCCUCCCAGGCAUGCUGUAAGGAGCAACCCAGAAUGUCUGACCCUGACCCAUAAGGUUCCUCUCCCUGGUGGCCACCCAGACUUCCAAUGUGAUUCCAGACCUCCUUUGGGCCUCCUGAACCUCCCUCCGGAACUGCCCAUAGAAUGGGUUGUAACGGCCCUCCAGCUCCGGUCUGUAGGUGGAGUCAAAAAAGGAGACUCUCUCUAUCGAUGUUGACAAAACAAAAGAAAAGACCUAAGGUGCUGAACAGAUAUUGGAACUGCCCAUACACCUUGUCACAUGGGAAGACCAAAUGUUUCCACACUGCAACCCUGCCUUUUUUUUUUAUGCUUUGCCUGUGUCAGAUUCCAUUUAUUGAAACCUAGCAUCACCCCCAUAAUGAUGAUUCUGUGGUCCCUCUCAUCCCUCUACACCUCUUGUUUGCCUUUUUCCUGGGUCCCCUUUGUUCUUCCUUUAUUUCCCCAGCUUGUGUGACCUCUUGGUACAAUGAAAGAGACACUCAGAGGGAGAAGAAACCAAACUUCUUACCCUAGGCCUAAUAUUAACCAACUGUGCCACAUUCUCUUUGAGUUUCAGUUCUCAAGUUUGCUAAAUAAAAUUGUAAGACUUGCCAAGGACCUUUUAAAAAA